AUGCGCGUCUCGAUCGACGACCUUUUCAAUCUGACCGUGUUGACCAACUACUUCGAUGCUACAAAGUCCCUUGCGCCGUGGACCGAUAGGUGGAUGGCUUUUAUUAAUAUCAACGACGUCAAAAGCCAUGAAGGGGGGUUGAUGGCAAAAUUCCUUUGGAUAGCGUGGGAGUUUGGCGGGACGGAUGAUUUCACCAUUGUGUCCCGCCGGAUGUUGAUGGAGCUGGGGAGCACUGCGCUGGAAGAGUCGUUUCGCGCUUUGAGCCAGCCGACGCCACCGGAUAUCACGGAAAGGAUCGAGGCUAUCCGAAUUCAAUCUUCCCAGGCCCUCCUGAAUAUUUUCCGCGAGAUGGCUGAUAACCUGAUCGUCGUCGACGAGCGCGUGCGAUGGUGUCGACAUCAUACCUGGAUGGGCCACCACAGAUGCGAAUCCAUGAUUCUCGGCUCCAUGACAUUUUGUCUUACGCGAGCUGGUCUGUGGCCCCUUCCUGAGUCGCAAGACAUAGAUUAUAGCCUGUUGGAAUUGUACGAAAAGUUGACGACCCUCGUCAUCCACGACAUUGGAAAGGCGGACACGAGUAAUCCCGAGGCCAACCACAAAGAAUGCAAUCCGAGACCUUACCUUUUGGAACAGGUCCAGAAGGUGAUGCGCGAGAUGCCCAAUCCGGUCUCUGCAUUCCACAUUAAGCACAUGGAGAAGCAGGCGAGGAGACUUUUUUCGAUCGACAAUUUAAACCCCCCUCCCCCGGAACCACAGCAAGAGCCAUUUAUUAGCGUAGACGAAACCGUCACUUAA
Molecule: messenger RNA, 795 nt
Organism: Scedosporium apiospermum
Lineage: Eukaryota; Fungi; Ascomycota; Sordariomycetes; Microascales; Microascaceae
Exons: 2
Coding region: 1-795 (264 amino acids)
Source: RefSeq, a predicted model, not a curated record